Molecule: messenger RNA, 2457 nt
Organism: Quercus robur (English oak)
Lineage: Eukaryota; Viridiplantae; Streptophyta; Magnoliopsida; Fagales; Fagaceae
Product: zinc finger BED domain-containing protein RICESLEEPER 1-like
Exons: 4
Coding region: 208-2235 (675 amino acids)
Molecular function (GO): protein dimerization activity; DNA binding
Source: RefSeq, a predicted model, not a curated record
UAUCCAAAUAAGGUGUUGACCCAUCCAGCCGAAACCAAUCUGGGUCCAACCCAUAUUCAGAGAUCGGGUUAUGUCUCUUUUCAGGUUGUCUCACAUUCCAACCCGGACCCUCCCUUCGGACUCGUCCUCGAACUCUACACACAGGUUACAGGACACUGCUUCUGCUACUACCUCUACCUCUACUUCAGUAAAACUCAAGCCUAUGUGAUGGAAAUAUCAAAUGAUUUAGCUGUGAAGAAACCAAAGAGGUUGACAUCUGUUGUUUGGAAUCACUUUGAGAGGGUCAGAAAGGCUGACAUUUGUUAUGCUGUUUGUAUACAUUGUAACAAGAGACUUAGUGGAUCAAGUAAUAGUGGAACGACACAUCUAAGAAACCACUUGAUGCGAUGUCUAAAAAGAUCAUCAACUAUUGAUGUGUCUCAACUACUUGCAGCAAAGAGAAGGAAAAAAGAUACGACUGUGAGCCUUGCAAAUAUCAGUUUUGAUGAAGGACAGAGAAAAGAUGACUAUAUUAAGCCAACAAUUUUGAAAUUUGAUCAGGAACAGAAAAAGGAUGAAAUUUUUAACCUUGGAAGUGGUAGGUUUGACCAAGAGAGGAGUCGGAUUGAUCUUGCUCGCAUGAUUAUAGUACAUGGUUACCCAUUGGCCAUGGUUGACCAUGUUGGAUUCAAAGUAUUUGUCAAGAAUCUUCAGCCAUUGUUUGAGGUUGUGCCAAAUAGUUCUGUUGAGCAAGCUUGUAUGGAAAUUUAUGGGAAAGAGAAACUGAAAGUGUAUGAGACUAUAAAUAAAUUGCAUGGCAGAAUUAACCUUUCCGUUGAAAUGUGGUCUUCACCAGAAAAUGUUGAGUACUUGUGUUUGACAGCACAUUAUAUUGAUGAGGGUUGGAAACUGCAGAAAAAGAUUCUGAGUUUUGUCACACUUGAUUCUUCUCAUACUGAAGACAUGCUUUCUGAAGUGAUUAAUAAGUGCCUGAUGGACUGGGAUGUUGACCGUAAGUUGUUUGCCUUGACAUUUGAUAAUUGUUCCACGGAUGAUGACAUCGUCAUAAGAAUUAAAGAACAAAUCUCUCAUAAAAGGCCUCUUUUGAGUACUGGUCAGUUGUAUGAUGUGCGAUCUGCUGCACACGUUCUAAACUCAAUUGUUCAAGAUGCUAUGGAAGCAUUGCGAGAGGUGACCCAAAAGAUUAGAGCAAGUGUCAAAUAUGUUAAAAGUUCACAGGUAACACAAGGAAAGUUUAAUGAGAUUUCACAAGAAGUUGGAAUCAACAGUGAGAAAAAGUUGCUUUUCGAUUGUCCAAUUCAAUGGAACUCAACAUAUCUCAUGCUUGAAACGGCCUUAGAAUACAGGGGUGCAUUUUCUCUCUUGCCAGAGCACGAUCCUGACUACAUAUCAGCUCUAUCUGAUACAGAGUGGGAAUGGGCUAGUUCUGUUACUGGUUACUUAAAACUUUUUCUUGAAAUCACUAAUGUAUUUUCUGGCAACAAAUUCCCAACUGCGAAUAUGUAUUUUCCUGAGGUAUGUGAUGUUCACAUCCAAUUGAUAGAAUGGUGCAAGAGCCCAGAUAAUUUUCUUAGUUCCAUGGCAGUGAAGAUGAAGGCCAAGUUUGAUAAAUAUUGGAGCAAGUGCAGUUUGGCUUUGGCAGUAGCAGCAAUCUUAGAUCCUCGAUUCAAAAUGAAGUUAGUUGAAUAUUACUAUUCUCAGAUUUAUGGUAGUACUGCUUUGGAUCGUAUCAAGGAAGUUUCUGAUGGUAUAAAGGAACUUUUCAAUGCAUACUCUAUCUGCUCAACAUUGGUUGAUCAAGGUUCAGCUUUGCCUGGUAGCAGCUUACCUAGUACUAGUAAUGACACUAGAGAUAGACUAAGGGGUUUCGACAAAUUUCUUCAUGAGACUUCUCAGAGUCAAAAUGCAAUAUCGGACUUGGAUAAAUAUUUAGAGGAACCAGUAUUUCCUCGUAAUUGUGAUUUCAACAUAUUGAAUUGGUGGAAAGUUCAUAUGCCAAGGUACCCUAUCCUGUCCAUGAUGGCACGUGACGUUCUUGGGACUCCUAUGUCGACUGUGGCACCUGAGUCGGCAUUUAACAUUGGAGGUAGAGUGCUUGAUCAUUGUAGAAGUUCGUUGGAUGCAAAUACUCGACAGGCUUUGAUAUGCACACAAGAUUGGCUGCGGAUGGAACCAGGGGAUGUCAAUUCAUCCUCAAGCCUUUCUCCCCUACCGCUUCUCAUUGAACCAAGUUAAUUUGUCUAGGUUAAUGGAACCGUUCGGCUGAUAUGCUAGCGUCUGAUUGUUUUGUUUACACUCGGGCCUUAUUCUAGAAGCUCAUGUGGUGUUAAUCAAAUCUAUAUUUCUUUUGAAUGUUCAUAUGUCACAAUUAGAUAAAUUGCUGAGUACUUUUAGUUGUUUAUUAAGAAGCAAUGUACAUUUUAUGAGAGCAAUUAGAUCCUUACAAUUAUGCUUAAA